AUGUCAGCACGAACGUAUGUUAAACUUCAUGUGAAUUGCCUUGAUGCAAGCAUUAGACUUCGUUGUUAUCAAUUCUUGUCUGGAGUUCUUAUUUUUCCCGUGCUACUCGAAACUCGUGGCGAUUCGGGUUUAUUUCAUCAUUUUUUAUUGGGUAAAAUGAUAAAGCUUACAAAUUUGUUUACUAAUCGUCAUCAUGUUGCACAACGUCUAGCUGAAGUCAUGUCAAGUACGAGGGAAAUCAGAAAAAUUUAUGAAAGGAAACAAAUAUUUUGA
This is a messenger RNA of Clunio marinus, 273 nucleotides long. The record is from the annotation of a GenBank genome assembly. NCBI's taxonomy places the organism in Eukaryota, Metazoa, Arthropoda, Insecta, Diptera, Chironomidae.